This is a messenger RNA of Ipomoea nil (Japanese morning glory), 1080 nucleotides long. RefSeq lists its product as uncharacterized. The transcript has a single exon. The record is from RefSeq and is a predicted model, not a curated record. The coding region runs from base 1 to 1080 and encodes 359 amino acids. Lineage: Eukaryota; Viridiplantae; Streptophyta; Magnoliopsida; Solanales; Convolvulaceae.
AUGGCUGACGGAUCUGUUAAUUCCUCUGAAAGGACCAUUUCUGAUGCCCCUCCCUCAUCGAUUACUUCAACCGUAACCACCCUCUCCACGGCUCAUCACUUCAUUAGCGUCAAAUUGACUCAUCGAAACUUCUUAUUUUGGAGGGCUCAUGUUGUUCCUUUUCUCAAUGGAUAUGAUCUAAUGGGUUUCAUUGACGGAACCAAUCCUUGUCCGCCGGCCACGAUCUCGUCCGGCGAAGAGGGAGCGCUGCCUCAGCCGAAUCUUGCUUAUCAUCCAUGGGUUCGUCAGGAUCAGGCACUUCUCGCUAUGCUCAUGUCAUCGUUGUCUGAUGAAGUUAUGUCCUUGGCUAGCGGACAUCACACCAACCGUGCAAUGUGGACAGCCGUUACCUCCGAACUUGCCUCUUCAUCUCAGUCUCGCUCGUUGGACCUUAUCGGGCAAAUUCAGACAUUGCAACAAGGUGAUGCUUCCGUCACUGAUUAUAUCGGCCAUGCACAGGUUCUCAUUGAGGAUCUAACUCUCACCGGCCGGCACCUUCCGCUUGAAGAACAAAACCUUUACGUAUUUCGGGGUGUGCGACCUGAAUUUCGGGGUCUUGUAUCUUCUCUUAAUGUCCGAGGAACACCGGUGACCCUUCAUGAACUCUCAGGCCUCCUCAAUGCCGAGGAGUUCGUCGUCGGCAGUGGAGAACCGUCGCCGACAACUUUUUCCGUCCAGAAAUCCGGGCAGUCUCGUGGCGGUAGUGGCAGCCGUCGCGGGAAUGGCAGUGGUCAUGGUCGUGGUGGUAGGAAUGGCAAUCGCCAACCGAAGUGUCAACUUUGUGGAAACUUUGGGCACACGGCACAUACGUGUUACAAACGGUAUGAAAAGGAUCCACAGGCUAAUAUGGUUUAUCAGGGAGCUCCUUCAGAUUCUUCACCAGACACUCAUACUUGGUUCCCAGACACAGGUGGAAUGAAUCAUGCGACUCCAAAUAUAGCGGCACUCUCUAUCUCAGACAAAUAUAAUGGUAAUGACACACUCCGUGUCGGUGAUGGUAGAGGACAUCAACACCAAGGAGAUUCUUCUUCGGGGCAAUAG